Messenger RNA from Meloidogyne enterolobii, 871 nucleotides. NCBI's taxonomy places the organism in Eukaryota, Metazoa, Nematoda, Chromadorea, Rhabditida, Meloidogynidae. The record is from the annotation of a GenBank genome assembly.
UGUGGAGGUCGUGGGUUCGAACCCGCUUGAGGGAAAUGAUUUUCUAAAUAAUCAAAAAAUGAUUGUAAUUCCAGUUUUUGACCAAUUAUAUCUAUUUUCGGCCUCUCUUUAUUUUUUAUAAUAAAAGAAUACAUGUUUCUUUUGGUCAUAUUUUUGGAUUCACUUGAGGGAAUGCUUCGUCUACCUAUAAUUUGGGGUCGUAGGUUCGAACCCGCUCGAGGGGAUUGAAUUUUUUAAUAUCUGAAAAUGAUUAUACUUCCAAGUUUUGACCAAUUUUAUUGAUUUUCGGCUUCCUUAUUUUUUUCAGUGAUGUUUUUUGCUUCCUUCACAUUUUAUUUUGGGUCGUGGGUUCGAACCCGCUCGAGGGGAUUGAAUUUUUAAAUAAUCGAAGAUGAUUUUAAUUCUAAUUUUUGAUCAAUUUUAUUAAUUCCGGCCUCUCCUUAUUUUUAUUAUUUAAUUUUAGAAGCCUUAACGGUUAAUGAAUCUGGUGGAAUGCCGCCUACUUUUGUCCCACAAAUGACAGGAAUGAUUGGUGGUGGACCUUUUGGUGGAGGUAUUACUGGAGGUGUUUCUUCCCAAUUUUCUUUGGGCUCACAAUCAGUGCAGCAAGGUGCUCCACCAUUUUCGCAGCAGCCACCUCAGGUUUUUUCUUUAAUAAAUUUCUGAAAUUUUUGGAAUUCUUUGAAGUUUGUUGGGCUUUCGUUUUUUAUUUUCUCCUAUUUCCUUUGUAUAUUCGAGGAGCUUGGGUUUGGUUCUGUUGUAGAAAAUCCGAAACCUGUCUUAAUUGUGGUGAUUUAGCGUGGGUGCAACUACAUGUUAUUAAUAUGGGUCUUUGUUAUAAAGAUGGAUGGAGACUCUUGAGGUUCUCAGC